CCUCCUCCUGCAGCGGGGGCCGCAUCCUGCUGCCGGGGGGAGGGAAUUGAUGUGGAUGCCCAGCGCAGCACCAGCACCAUGCAGCCGCCGCCGAGGAAGGUAAAAGUUACACAAGAGCUGAAAAACGUUCAGGUUGAGCAGAUGACAAAACUUCAGGCCAAGCAUCAGGCAGAAUGUGACCUACUGGAAGAUAUCAGAGCAUUCAGUCAGAAAAGAGCUGCAAUUGAGAAAGAAUAUGCACAGAGCAUUCAGAAGCUGGCUAGCCAGUACUUAAAGAAGGACUGGCUUGGAAUAAGAGCUGAGGAACGAAGUGAUUAUAGGAGCAUGUACUCAGUUUGGAAAUCGCUCUUAGAAGGCACCAUGCAGGUGGCCCAGUCUCGACUCAAUAUCUGUGAGAACUAUAAAAACUUAAUUUCUGAACCUGCCAGGAGUGUCCGGUGCUUUAAGGAGCAGCAGCUGAAGAAGUGCGUGGACCAGCUGACAAGGAUCCAAGCUGAACUACAGGAGACAGUCAAAGAUUUAGCUAAAGGCAAAAAGAAAUAUUUUGAGAGUGAACAGAUGGCUCAGGCAGUGCGGGAGAAAGCUGAUAUUGAGGCCAAGUCCAAACUUAGUCUUUUUCAGUCAAGAAUAAGCUUGCAGAAGGCAAGUGUGAAGUUAAAAGCCCGCCGAUCCGAGUGCAAUUCCAAGGCUAUCCAUGCCAGGAAUGAUUAUCUCCUCACCUUAGCAGCUGCCAAUGCCCACCAGGACCGCUACUAUCAAACAGACCUGGUGAACAUCAUGAAGGCUCUUGAUGGAAAUAUAUAUGAUCACCUUAAGGAUUAUUUAAUGGCAUUCAGCAGGACUGAACUAGAGACAUGCCAAGCUGUACAAAACACUUUCCAGUUUUUACUGGAGACUUCCAGCAGGGUGGUGCGGGAUUACAAUCUCCAGCUGUUCUUACAGGAGAACUCUGUGUUCCACAAACCUCAGCCUUUCCAGUUCCAGCCCAGUGACAGUGACACUAGUUUUAAUGCAGUUCAGCUGGUGGAGAUUGAGCCCUCACCUGUCAGUGCUAUGAGAAUGACCAUAGCAGAGAGCCGCCAGCUGGAAUCGGAGACGGGAACAACCGAGGAGCACAGCUUGAACAAGGAGGCGCGGAAAUGGGCGACGCGGGUGGCCCGCGAGCACAAGAACAUCGUGCACAGCCAGAGGACCCUGGAAGAGCUGGAGUGCCACGGGCCCGUGAUGUCUGAGCAAACCCGAGCGGAGCUGGAGCAGAAAAUAGACGAAGCCAGGGAGAGCAUUCGCAAGGCUGAGAUCAUCAAGCUGAAGGCAGAAGCGAGGCUGGAGCUGCUGAAGCAGAUUGGGGUGUCCGUGGACACGUGGCUGAAGAGUGCCAUGAACCAGGUGAUGGAGGAGCUGGAGAACGAGCGCUGGGCCAGCCUGUCCUCGGUCACUAACAAUGGCUCUGCACACCUGGUCAAUGCUGAUGCAGAAAAGGAGGAAGGUGAAGAGUUUGAAGACAGCAUGGAUGUUUUUGAUGACAGCAGUUCUAGUCCUUCUGGUACUCUCAGAAAUUACCCUCUCACCUGCAAAGUUGUUUAUUCCUAUAAGGCUUCCCAGCCAGAUGAGCUGACCAUAGAGGAACAUGAGGUGUUGGAGGUCAUUGAAGAUGGAGAUAUGGAAGACUGGGUAAAGGCACGGAACAAGGCGGGGCAGGUGGGAUAUGUGCCAGAGAAGUACCUGCAAUUCCCAACCUCCAGCAGCCUCCUGAGCAUGCUCCAGUCCCUGGCUGCGCUGGACUCCCGAUCCCACACCUCCAACAACUCCACGGAGGCCGACCUGGUGCCAGGCAGCCUCAACGGAGACUCCAAUGUCUGUUUUGUAAAAGCACUUUAUGAUUAUGAGGGGCAGACAGAUGAUGAGCUGUCCUUCCCAGAGGGAGCCAUCAUCCGUAUCCUGAACAAGGAAAACCAGGAUGAUGAUGGCUUUUGGGAAGGAGAAUUCAACGGCCACGUCGGGGUCUUCCCCUCAGUGUUGGUUGAAGAGCUCACGGCCUCAGAGAAUGGAGAGACUCAGUGGAUUGGGGAUAUCCAGGUGUCCCCUACUCCAAAGGCCAACAACUCUCUGCCACCACUGCCUCUGUACGACCAGCCUCCCACCAGUCCCUAUCCCAGCCCGGAUAAAAGAGGAUCCCAGUUUUUCCCCAGGUCUCCGUCGACGAACGAAAACAGCUUUGGUUCAGAGUCCCCUGGAUUCUCCCAACCUCCACGAAUUCCUCCAGAAAGUUCCUAUGGCAAACUGCGGCCUGUGCGAGCAGCUCCACCCCCCCCGACACAACACCACCGCCGGCCCACAGAGAAGAUCGAGGACGUGGAAAUCACUCUGGUGUAACGAGGGGACUGGCUAAUUAUUACUGCUACAAUCAAGGCCAAACACAGCUUUUGGUCAAUCUCGUUUUUAGGCACCUUUGCAUGAUGAAGACUUGGACUAGAGCGAGCGAUAGGGAGGAUUUUAUGUGGCAGUGACCUGGCGGAUUCCUUCCCACAGUCAUGAAUAUUUUGUGCCUUUUGUGUUUUUUUUGUUUGUUUGUUUGUUUGGAUUUCUCUACAUCAUUCUUCUCUUAGCACAAACCAAGACAGGCCAAGAUUGGCUUUUUUUCUUGGCUGGAGAUGCUCCAUUUUGAUGUGGAGACAAAGAAAGAACCCCAUUCAUGCAGCUUAGUCUUAGCAUCCUUUGCUCCUGUGCAUUAGUACAGUAUAUUACUGUUGCCAUAGGAAUGUGUUAAAGAUUGUGGAUCCUUCCAGUAGCAUCACCUGCCUGACCAGGUAUUCAUCAGAAGAAUGAAAAAGGGAACAGAAAAA
Molecule: messenger RNA, 2843 nt
Organism: Lonchura striata (white-rumped munia)
Lineage: Eukaryota; Metazoa; Chordata; Aves; Passeriformes; Estrildidae
Gene: FCHSD2
Product: FCH and double SH3 domains 2
Biological process (GO): regulation of actin filament polymerization; neuromuscular synaptic transmission
Cellular component (GO): neuromuscular junction; recycling endosome
Molecular function (GO): protein binding
Source: RefSeq, a predicted model, not a curated record